This is a messenger RNA of Cladophialophora yegresii CBS 114405, 1167 nucleotides long. RefSeq lists its product as uncharacterized. Bases 1 to 1167 code for a protein of 388 amino acids. Gene Ontology annotation, cellular component: mitochondrial inner membrane. The transcript has 2 exons. Lineage: Eukaryota; Fungi; Ascomycota; Eurotiomycetes; Chaetothyriales; Herpotrichiellaceae. The record is from RefSeq and is a predicted model, not a curated record. Gene Ontology annotation, biological process: transmembrane transport.
AUGGAGAGCCGAGGUGCUCCCUCGAGGUUGCUCGAGGAACCACCACCAGGACCCGACCAGCGACUACUCAAUAAUACUGACGCGGCGGUGACAACCGAGAGAGAAGCUGGUCAUAACACCAAGAACCUGGAUAAGAGGAGCCUCGAAUAUGUUCUGCGCUCUGGGUUUGCAGGUGGGCUGGCAGGAUGCGCGGCCAAAACAGUCGUUGGUCCCCUCGACCGAGUCAAGAUCCUUUUCCAGGCCUCGAAUCCCCAAUUUGCAAAAUAUACGGGCAGUUGGUUCGGCGUGGUGACGGCAAUGCGGGAUAUCAAUCGGCAAGACGGGCUUCGAGGACUGUUUCGAGGACACUCGGCGACACUCCUCCGAGUCUUUCCUUACGCCGGAAUCAAGUUUCUCGCCUACGAGCAGAUAAGAGCCGUGGUCAUACCGGACAAAGCCCAUGAGAUUCCCUCCCGUCGCUUCGUGUCUGGGUCGUUGGCGGGUAUCACUUCGGUCUUCUUCACCUACCCUCUCGAGGUCGUCCGAGUGCGGUUAGCUUUCGAAACCAAACGCGACUCGCGUUCUUCUUUUACACGAAUCUGCCGGCAGAUAUAUCACGAACAUCCUCCUGAGGUAGAGAACGUAGCGAGCCGUGGUCCCGUCGCAGCGGCAUCCAAUGUCGCACAGCACGCUGUGCCCAGGUCCGGCCUAGCCAACUUUUACAGAGGUUUCUCGCCGACGAUGUUGGGCAUGUUGCCGUACGCCGGAAUGUCAUUUUUGACGCACGACACUAUAGGAGAUAUCUUUAGACACCCUACUCUAGCACCCUAUACCAUCCUUCGGUCGACCGCGACUGCUGCCGCUCCGCCAGCUGAAUCUAAUACCAAGGUCUACAAACGAAGUCAACUGAAUGCACCUGCGGAGCUAACCUCAGGUGCCCUGGCUGGCUUGGUGUCCCAGACCGCCUCCUAUCCGCUCGAAGUCAUCCGACGUCGAAUGCAGGUCGGCGGCGCCGUCGGUGAUGGUCAUAGGUUGACUAUAGCCGAAACAGCGCGACGGAUAUGGCUUGAAAGGGGAUGGAGGGGCUUUUUUGUGGGCCUCACAAUUGGCUAUGUCAAGGUUGUGCCCAUGGUUGCGACGAGCUUCUACGUAUACGAGCGAAGCAAGUGGUUGCUGGGAAUUGGAUGA